GCCAAAGGAAUUACUCGAAGUCGGAGUCUCUCGGACAACGGCACCCGCUCGCGAUCGCGGGUGUCAAUUGGUUGCCACACUACCUCCACACCACCCGAACGCCGGCCAGCUAUAGCCCAGAGGAAGCCAAGCCAUGGAGCGCCGGGCCAACCACACAGCCUCGCCCUCCAUGACGAAGGCCACGGCGGCGGCCGUGAUCGCCUCGUCGCCGUCUCCCCCUCGGCCGCCGCCUGCCGCCGCGGGGGCGUGGGGCCCCUACGCCAGCUCCCGGGCCUUCUUCUCCAACGUGGCCACCAUUCUCAUCAUCCUGGCCUGCGUCUCCCUGCUCGCCUUCGCCCUCCACGCGGCGGCGCGCCUCGUCCUCCGCUGCCUCGCGCGCCGCCGCGCGGCGCGGGUGGAUGAGCCCAAGCUCCCGUGCAGCGCCGCCGACGCCGCGGGCGCCGGAGUAGCGGCAGGCGCCCCCGGCGCAGCAGGGGAGUGGGGCGAGGCGGAGUGCGCCAUCUGUCUGUCGGAGCUGGCGGGCGGCGGGCGCGUCCGCGUGCUCCCGGCGUGCGGGCACGGGUUCCACGGCGCCUGCGUGGAGGGCUGGCUCGCGGCGCGCGCGUCGUGCCCCACCUGCCGCGCGCCGUCGCGGGCGGGCGAGCCGUAGCCGGACGGAGCCAGGCUGCUGCAGCGCCGCCGUGCCUUCGUCACUCACACCGGGCUCUGUCUGGGACACAGACAAGAAAGCGACGGCAAGUACGUUCUGCUGGAGCAAGCUCCGCUCCGGUGCUCCCAUCCAUGCCUCCUGUCCAUGGUGUUCGUUUCAUUAUCGCUAAUGGCAACGGAAAUUUGCCGCCACCUGCUACAUGUGAUCAGAUCGAAUUGAAUCAAUUAUUCGUACUGCAUGUCUCAUGCCGCCGAGCUCCGCAGCUCGUGCUGUGGGAUUUGGUUGUGCUAGAAAUUGACUGCAAUUAUGCACGCCAAUUAGGGCUCGUCGUCUCAGCGCAGUGCGGAGGUGACAGCGCAUGCCGCCGCCCCGGAUUCCCUGGAGACAGACAGGGAGGGUGACGACGAGAGCUUGGAAAGAUGACAAAGGGGGUGUUCGUUUCCGGGUACCUAAAUUUUAGAGGGGUCACAUC
Panicum hallii is the source of this 1121-nucleotide messenger RNA. RefSeq names its product RING-H2 finger protein ATL79-like. The coding region runs from base 134 to 649 and encodes 171 amino acids. The record is from RefSeq and is a predicted model, not a curated record. NCBI's taxonomy places the organism in Eukaryota, Viridiplantae, Streptophyta, Magnoliopsida, Poales, Poaceae. The transcript has a single exon.